GUAGGACCGGAGACAGAAGUAGACUCAAGCUUUAAACUCUCCAGUUCCCACUGGCUUCCGCUGGACUGAAGUAGCCUUUCUCUGCAGUGGUCAACUCACCAAGUGCAGAGGAGCCACCCAGCCCAGGUGCUGUGUCUACUGUAAGUGCAGUCAUGCUGGGGACACCAGAGACAACUUGCCCUGUGGUUACACACGGGAUCUCUGGAGGAAUCGAGGCAGCUGCAAACACCAGAGCCCCCGCCAUAGAGCUCUUCUGGUUGGCCUUCUCCAGAUGAAGACCUAAAAAAUAACACACCAGCGUGGGCACCCAUGAACCUCCCCAUCCUCCAACAAGGGGCUUCAGAGCUCAUGUGGACCUGGGAGAGGAGGGUGACCCUCGGUCUUCAGGCUGUGCUCUUCAGACCUGGAGCCCUCCAAACUGGCCUGGCACAUGUGCUCAAAUCCCUCCAAGGAGGAAGAGGGAGAUGUGUGCAGCAGUCACACUGUGUCCUUGGAGCGCCACACCAGCCACUCCUGCUCCUCUGUUAACCUAGAAGCCACCAGGAAGUCCAGGGGAAUCUCAGUUUCCUGUGUUGGAACAAAUGGCUGGGUGAACCUCCAAGUCCUACCAAACCCUGUGUUCGAAGGAGACACCCUGACUCUGCAAUGCCAGGUAAAGGGGAUCACAGCACGGUCCCAGGUGAAGUUCUACAAAAACAGAAAAUUCCUUAAUUUCUCUAAGAUCAACCAGCCUCUGUCCAUUGAGGCAGCCACAGUGCAAAGCAGCGGGUACUACUACUGUACCAGGGAGGUGGAAUUUCACACAUACAGACACCCACAAACCUCAGCAGUUAUCAAGGUUCAAGUCCAAGAGCUGUUCCAGCCUCCUGUGCUCAGCACAAACCCCUCUGCAGAGCCCCGUGAGGGGGACCUGUUGACCCUGAGAUGUCAGACGAAGCUGCAUCCCAAGAAGUCAACCUUGCGGCUCCUCUUCUCCUUCUACAAGGACGGCCACACAGUGCAGAACACGAGCCGCCACACAGAAUUCUGUAUCCCAGGAGUCACAAAGGGAGACUCUGGGGUUUACCAGUGUAAAGUAGCCCUUGAGGGUGGCCAAGUUCAGAAGCAGAGCCCCUCGCUGGAAAUCAGGGUGCAGGCUCCUGUGUCCCGGCCUCUCCUCACUCUGCGACACAGAGCCCGUGGCCCUGCUGUAGGAGAUGUGAUAGAGCUGCUCUGUGAGGCCCAGAGAGGCUCCCCUCCAAUCCUGUACUUAUUCUACCUGGAUGGGGAGAUCCUAGGGAACCACUCUGUCCUCCAUGGUGGAGCCGCCUGCCUCCUCUUCCCAGUGAAGUCAGAGCAAGAUGCUGGUAACUACUCCUGCGAGGCCAGGAACAGUGUUUCCAGAGAGAAGAGCCAGCCCAAGAAGCUUUCCCUGGAUGGUUCCCAAGCCUUGUCCACCCGACCCAGCAGCAACUGGCUAGUUGCUGGGCUACUCGGAGGCCUUCUUGGUGUGGUGAUCAUUGCUGCUGCACUUCUGGCAUAUUGCAGGCCCUGGAGAAAAGCUGGCCCCGCUCCAGCCCAGGAUCAGCUCUCAGCUCCAAGUGGAGAGCAGUGCCCACUGGAUGGCAAUGUAUAUCCCCAGGAAGAGAAAGAAGAAGAUAUUAUCUACUCUGUGGUACAGCCAAUGCCAAAAAGGAACAAGGUUAGACCUGCUGAGUUCACCUCCAAGGAAAAGGACGUUUCUGUCGUCUAUGCAGAGGUGAGAUGCCCACAGUCAGCUAGAUUUCCUCCAAGGACUUGAGUCUAAGAAGCAAGGCCUCCCAAGAUCCUCUCGGUGACUGCAAGGACGCUCUCUACUAGCGAUGGUGUCUCCCUCCAACACCCACCCAUCCCCCGCCUCCAGUGCUCCCCAAGCGGCCAGGAACCCCACAUGCUCCUAAGUUUCACCAGUGACCCUGAACACAGCCAUAAACGCCUUCUUUUCACACAAGUGGAAAUGUUAGUAUCUCUUUCUCUGCAGAUGCAUAAAUGAAGAAAGACAGAGACAAAGACAGAGACAGAAACAGAGAGAAAGUGAGUGGGUGCUUGGCCUGACCCUGAAAAGAAAGAAAGAGCACCAGCUCCCAUCUCAGAGGGCUGGCCCUAGAACAGGCAGCUCUGUAAUGAAUUUCCAACUUCUAAGAUGCUACUGGGGGCCAGGGAUGUAGCUCAAUGGCGCAGCGCCUGCCUGGCAAGUGCAAGGCCCUGAGUUCGAUUCCUGGUACCAAAAAAAAAAGAUGCUGCUGAGGCCCACAAGUGACUCUCAGAGGGCCUCUUGGAGGUUCAGCAAGAACAAGGUCAGGCAGGAAAAGUUCCGGCCCAGAUAAUAUCAUGGAACCUUUGAGAGUGAAGUGCGAGCCCUGCCGACACCAACUCUGCCUCCACACACGGGCCUGUUUCUGUCCCCACCCCUUCCAGUGUACCAGAGACAGAACUGGGACUUGCCCUGAGCCCCCAUUUGUAGCAGGCACCAGAAAGCUCUGUUACCCCUUGCUUAUUUAAAAAGAUACAGCAGAGCGAUGGAUACAACGAAGAUAUGUUAUAUGCGUGUUUGCAAACACCACAUUGAAACCCAAUAUUUUGUACAAAAUAUUUGUAAAUUUUAAAUUUUGUAAAAAGGCACUAGUUGAAAUAUAUUUUUAAAAAGUAAAUAUAAGAUAAAUAAAAAGCUGCAUAGCUGCAAAAUCUACUUUGUUAAUAGAAAUGUAUCCAUUUGUUUUAUGUUGUUCUUCAAUAUCAAUCAUUCCUUGCACCUGACUAUUCAGUUUGGUUUAUUCAGGAGUUUGCGCUCCCUGAUGCCUGAAGGAUGAGUUACACUGGCCUGACCUCAUAGGUUCCUGCCCAGGAAUCACCAUGAAGUCACCCUACAGACAGGGACCGCAGCAGACCCCACCCACUUUGCUUAUGAAGUAGGCAACACACACUCUGACAGCUCCGGGCUCCCGUCAUGUCUUCCCUGAACAGGCUUGCUGAGGUCAUGGGGUGCUUAUUAGAAAUGCCACCACUUGGACCCGGCCCCAGACUCCCUGGAUCAGAAUCUGCGUCUCAAUAGGACCUGUGGGUGAUUUGUAUGCACAUUAGCAUUUUGAAAGGGUUGGUCCACCUAGAAAGUACCUCGUCAAAGUGCACGCACCUGCUCCUCUGAGAGCCUAACUGCCUGUGACUCUGCUCUGGCUGAAGACAGAGAUGUGCAAGAGAAUUAGUAAGACAACCCAUGCUGGGUUUUUUGGUUUUGUUUUUCAUUUCUAUUCCCUUCUUGUCUUUCUCUUCCCUCACUCCAAGCCCUCCCUAUCCCCAUCUUCCUCCUCCUCCCGCUUCUCUCUUACCAGUCCGGCCCAUGCUCAGAAUACACCAGGAUGCCCUCCCCCUUGCUGACAAUCAGAGACCCCACUGCAAGGACUGAGGAGCACAGACAGAUCAUCAUGUAGCAGUCCAGGGUCCCAAGGACCAGCUGGGUACACAGCAGAACCAAGCCCUUGCCACACCUGCCUCAGAGCAGCAAUACACUCACCCCUUAUAAAAAGCAGCAACCCAACAAGUCGGCUCACGCAGAAAGACACAGGUGGUGGGGGCUGGGAUGGAACCAGCCCUUCUAGCUGACCCACAGACCACAGCCCACCUCCUCUGUGCAUGUCACACCUUUCCCCCUUCCUGCCUCUCCACCACUGACACUCACCACUGGCCUGGUGCCAGGCUGUGAAUUGCCUUUUACUAGUCCGUGACAAGAUAAGUGGGGAAAUUGCAGCAAGAAUUUAGAAACUUGUAUAGCAAUCUGGUUUGUUUAAUAUAACCAUCAAAAAUUAGGACUUGUAUUUUUGUAUGUACGUCUUGUUUUAUUUUUUUUUUCCUAGUAA
This is a messenger RNA of Chinchilla lanigera (long-tailed chinchilla), 3872 nucleotides long. RefSeq names its product Fc receptor-like 6 (gene Fcrl6). The transcript is spliced from 11 exons. The record is from RefSeq and is a predicted model, not a curated record. The coding region runs from base 431 to 1780 and encodes 449 amino acids. Gene Ontology annotation, biological process: cell surface receptor signaling pathway. Gene Ontology annotation, molecular function: transmembrane signaling receptor activity. NCBI's taxonomy places the organism in Eukaryota, Metazoa, Chordata, Mammalia, Rodentia, Chinchillidae.